Stereum hirsutum FP-91666 SS1 is the source of this 793-nucleotide messenger RNA. RefSeq lists its product as uncharacterized. The record is from RefSeq and is a predicted model, not a curated record. The transcript is spliced from 4 exons. The coding region runs from base 106 to 420 and encodes 104 amino acids. NCBI's taxonomy places the organism in Eukaryota, Fungi, Basidiomycota, Agaricomycetes, Russulales, Stereaceae.
CCUGACCAACACAUACAUCUACAACCUCUAACGAGCUAUCAAUUUGGCAACGACCGCUUUCACUCACAAUUGUCAAACGUUACCUUCCAGCAACUACCGCCGAUAAUGACCUCUAACCCGCAUGAUAUCAAGGGCGUGCUUUGCCUCCUAGGAAAGAUCUAUCCCAAACCUGGCACGGGUCCUCAGAUGCUCGAAUGGAUCGGCAAGCUGAAAGCUGGUGUGAAGAACGAGCCUGGAACACUGGAGUACAGCUGGGCACAGAACGGAGAUGAGCUCCUCAUUUGGGAACGAUAUGCCGAUGCAGCUGCCUUUGAGACUCAUAUUGCAAGUGAUACGUUCAAGGCGUUCAUUGCUGCUGAUCUCAUGAGAGCGGAACCGUCGAUGACGUUCUAUUCUGGAGAGGUGAAGGGGGGCUUCUGAGGAUGUCAUACAUUGGAGAAAGGAUCAGAUAUGUGAACGUACGACCGUGAAACACGCAACGAACCAAGACUUAUCACAUAUUAGAACGUGUUCGACGGCCUCAUGUUCUUCCCUGCGAUGGGAAGAGAUGCCUAGUGCGUAGACCCUACUGGAGCAGAGUGAAGGUGCCGACGGCUACCGUUGACACCGUGAUUGCCUAUAUCCAUGGAGUUCUCCGUCGACCUGGAAGGGACAGGUGGAGAGUGACGGGUCAGAAGAACGCAGAGCAUAGAAUCGAUGAGCUCAGGGAUGAAGGACUUGAAACAAGGAACGGCGGUUUCGGCGAGGGAUAUCGGGUACCACGGUGUUGUCAGGCGUUCAGGUUGACAAAGUG